Molecule: messenger RNA, 754 nt
Organism: Cucurbita maxima (winter squash)
Lineage: Eukaryota; Viridiplantae; Streptophyta; Magnoliopsida; Cucurbitales; Cucurbitaceae
Product: CRIB domain-containing protein RIC10-like
Exons: 6
Coding region: 219-644 (141 amino acids)
Source: RefSeq, a predicted model, not a curated record
CGACGUGCUUCCAAUCACCCACCAAAAUCCCAAACUCAAUUAACUCCGAGUUUUGAGUAUUUCAUUGUUAUCCAUAUGUUCAAUGAUCUGGGUUUUGUUGCAUCCUCAAAAUGAAACCCAUGUUUCCCUCCUUCCUCUGUUCCACCUUAAUUCUCCCAUUCUUUUUCUAACAAACAAAUGCUAUCAGAAUUACCUCCAUCACACUUCCUCUCUCAACCAUGUCUUCUAAGCUGAAAGGAAUCUACAAAAGUUUCAAAUUCGUCACGCAUAUUUUCGCAAUGAAAGAUCGCGAGAUGGAAAUUGGUUAUCCGACCGAUGUGAAGCAUGUAUCUCACAUCGGGUUGGAUAAUUCAUCGCCAUCCGGUUCCACCCCUAGUUGGAUCAAGGAAUUCAAAGGUGGCGAGGUUAGUGAAGGAAGAGAUUCGAGUGCAACUGCUGUAACUGCCUUGUCUCAUUGGUCCACUCCUUCACAAGAUUUGUGUGUCGGAUGGGCAGAUUUUGAUGUUUCAAUAGGCUACCAAUCGGCGUCGGACAUAUCGUUGGAGCUUGGGCAGCCACAACUUCCAAAGAAACCAAAGAAAAAAAAGAGCUGCAAGCAUACCUCCUCCUCCUACUCAACAACAACAAACUCCAAACCUUCCUGAAAUAAAUAUACACUUUUUGGAACUAAAUUAUUUAAUUGUUUAAAAAGAAACAGAAGGCAGCAACAUGGAUGAUGGUUGGAGUGAACUCCGUGGACAGGCCCAACCGACGA